This is a messenger RNA of Xyrauchen texanus (razorback sucker), 8328 nucleotides long. It is a transcript of the gene atg2b, whose product is annotated as autophagy related 2B. Gene Ontology annotation, cellular component: phagophore assembly site; extrinsic component of membrane. Gene Ontology annotation, biological process: autophagy of mitochondrion; piecemeal microautophagy of the nucleus; reticulophagy. Gene Ontology annotation, molecular function: phosphatidylinositol-3-phosphate binding. The record is from RefSeq and is a predicted model, not a curated record. The transcript is spliced from 43 exons. Bases 251 to 6478 code for a protein of 2075 amino acids. Lineage: Eukaryota; Metazoa; Chordata; Actinopteri; Cypriniformes; Catostomidae.
UCAUAUAAACAGACAGACAGACAGUGAUGCUGCUUUCACACGACCUGACAAACGCUUAUAAUGCAAACCAAGACGUCCAUCCCCAGUUUAAUAUAGAUAUUAUCAUUGAGCGAUGCCUCAGUUGAACGCACAAACUUGAAGGUAUGAAGGAUUGGAUUUAGCCAGCAUGCUAGUUCAGCCAAAGCCAAGGAACAACGGUUAGUCAGCUUUUUCAUAACACAGUAUACUCCAAACUCAAGAGCUGGUCAAGAUGCCUUGGCCAUUUUCUGAGUCCAUUAAGAAGCGGGCCUGCAGAUACCUGCUGAAUCGAUAUCUCGGCAAUUUCCUCCAAGAGAAGCUCAGUUUGGAUCAGCUUAGCCUGGAUCUCUAUCAAGGCACAGGCUCACUUGCUCAAGUGCCACUGGACAAAUGGUCACUGAACGAGAUCCUGGAGUCUGUGGAUGCUCCAUUUGAAGUGAGUGAGGGCUUCAUCCAGGCCAUAUCCCUGACUGUGCCGUGGGCCUCGCUGCUUCAGGACAACUGUGCACUGGAAGUGAGGGGCUUGCAGAUGGUCUUCAGGCCAAGGCCUCGAAUUGCAUCUGGGAUGGAGCCCAUGUACUGGUCCAGCUUCAUGACCAGCAGUAUGCAGCUGGCCAAAGAGUGUCUAAGCCAAAGACUCACUGAUGAUCAGGGAGAGAGCUUCCAGCCUCUGGAGGGCCUGGAGAAGUUUGCCGAGACUAUUGAGACAGUUUUAAGAAGAGUUAAGGUCACAUUUGUGGAUACUGUCCUGAGGAUGGAACAUGUUCCAGAAAAUUCUAAAACUGGAAUUGCCCUCGAACUCCGAAUCAAUAAGAUGGUUUACUGUGAUGAGAGUGUAGAGGAGUGCUCCAGUGUCAAUAUCCAUCAACCCACCACAUUUGCACAUAAAAACCUGACUCUGGAUGGCGCCUCAUUGUUCUGGGAUGAGUUCUCAGAAUCAGUGCGUGCAGGACUCAAAUCAUCCCCCACACAUACAGAGACGGAACCUAAGCUUUCACCGAGCUGGAACCCAAAAAUCAUCUGUGAGCCUCACCCUCAGUUCCCAGAGCCUGUGUCUUCAUGUACACCAUUUGAGCCAGUGCAGGUGGGCUGCCUCAGUGGAAGGCUGGAGCUGUCCGUGGUUCUGAAGCAAAAUGAAGCCAUGCCUGGAGCCAAGUUGGACAUUGAUGGAAAGUUUGAUUCUCUAAUAAUGCUGCUCUCUCCACGACAAGUCCACCUCUUACUGGACAUGUUUGGGGUCUUCUCCAGCUCAGGGCAGGAGUCGUCUGCUUUUGGGAAGGACAGGAAGAGUCGGCCCAUGCAACAGGAGGACGAAUAUCGCCUCCACAUGGAGCUCAACCGCUGCCUGAAGAAGGACAUCAUUACAGGGGCCUCCGACCGGGACUUGUUUGAGAGUCAGGCCACGAGAACGGUGUCCAGCAGAGAGGAUGUAUUUUUCUCCAUGGCUGAUAUGGACAUAUCACACAGCCUAUCAUCUCUUCCUCCUCUUGGGGAUCCACCCACUGUGGAUCUGGAUUUGUCUCUUAAUAGCAACUACUCCACCUCAUUGGGGGAGUCGCCAUCUGGAAAUGUAGCCAUGGUGUGGGAUGAGUACAUGGAUGUUACUAGACAAAAGGAGAAACAGACUAUUGAGACACCACAGCUUUCACGAGAUCCUCACUUCCCUCAAAAUCUGCUCCGGCAGACCUCACAUCCAUCUAAGGGCCACUGUGAUGAGUCAAGGCCUGAGCUGGUUCUCAGGCUGACAGUGGGAAGUCUUUGCUUGUCUGUGCUCCAUAUCGACCCCCUCCCACCUCCAGACUCCUCCCUCAGCCCUCUCGCACCAAUGGCCUCAGAGUUUUUCCGUAUUCUGUCUUUAAAUCAACUCCCUGUAGGGGGUUUCCUCCAAUCACGCACUAUCUUUGAUGAAGCCUGUCCACAUGAUCAUCUCAGGUUCAUAGGUCAGGGAUUAAAGGUGACAUAUGAGCACUGCCAAGGAUCCAGUGUACGGAUGCUCAACACAGAUCUCUCGCUAAGUCAGGUGGAGCUGUUGGAAUGUUUAUACUCUACUGACAGCCACAUUACACAGAAUGGAGCCGAGUACACAGAGCUUCUUACAUUUGACGUCCCAGUCAGUAAUGAGUCUCCGUCUCCCACUUGCCUUCAUCUACUCUACAAACUAACAGAACGCAGAGGCCCACAGGGUGGGCAGGUACGUCUGAGCGCUGUACCUCGUAAGGCAGAGUUGCAGGUGAACUUAGGUAAAGUGCGCUCCGAGUGUGACGUCAGCAUCGUGGACAGACUUAACUCUCUUCUCCAGCCCCAGAAACUGGUUACUACGGAGAUGAUGGCAUCCCACAUGUUCACAUCCUACAACAAGCAUGUCAGUCUGCACAAGGCCUUUGCAGAGGUCUUCCUGGAUGAUAACCGAACCCCAGCGCACUGCCUUGUGUCUGUGUCUAUAAACGCCCCCCUGCUGGUGCUGGUGGUGCGCUUUCCAAUCCCGGACUUGCGCUCUGAUCAGGAGAGGGGCCCCUGGUUUAAGAAAUCCCUGCAAAAAGAGCUGCUGUGCCUGGAACUGGAGGAUUUGGAGCUCAAGACGGAGUUCACUGGAGGAAACUCAUCAGAGCAGACCAAGAUGGAGCUCACGUUCAAAGAGCUCAGUGGGUCAUUCCAAAAAGACAAAGAACACCCAGCAGCCAGGUUCUUACGAGUAGCUAACACCAUGGAGGAGAACAUGACAUCUUCUGACUGUGGCAAAUUCGACUGGCCCAGAGUGGUACUGAAGGUGAACCCCAUGACCGUGCACUCCAUCCUAGAGCGUAUAACAACUCAGGAAGAGGAGGAAGAUGUGGAUGGUCACUCACAGGAGGAAGAAGAAGAAGAGGAAGGAGCAGCCCACUCCCUGAAAGAUGUGUGUGAUUUUGGGAAAUCUGAGCCCUCACCCUUCUCUUCACGCCGUGUCAUGUAUGAGAACGAGGAGAUGGUUAUCCCAGGAGAUGUGUUGGAGAUGACUGAAUUCCAGGAGAAAACCAUGAGCAACUCCCGCUAUAUCCUGGAGCUGUUUUUCCCCAAUGUGCAGCUCUCUUUGCCCAAUAAAGCCUUUUAUGAGAAACUACACAACAGAAUUAAUAAUGACCUGCUGCUGUGGGAGCCCACUGCUCCAUCUCCAGUGGAGACGGUGGAGAACAUACCAUAUGGAGUGGGCCUUUCUGUAGCCAGUCAGCUCAUCAACACCUACAGUAAAGACAGCUUCGGUCAGUUCAGAUCUACUGGCCCUGAGGAGGAGGAGAGCGGUUCUGAGGAGGAGAUCCUGCAGUAUUACACUCCUGCUGAACUGGGCUACAGGAACAGGAGGAAGAAGAAAAGGAGUAAGAUUCAGCCCAAGAACUCACAGAGCCACUUCUCUAUCAUGCUGUCUGUGAACCACGGCCUGCUGACUAUAAACACAGAGCUUAAGCAGGAGGAUCAGAGCAUGUUCCCAAAAAAACAUGGAGAGUUCUGGAUGGAAGUAAAAAACGGGACGCUGUUUGGCGUGAUGCAGCAUGAGGGCUACAAAGAUCAGCAUUACAUCUGUUUCCACACAUCUCAGGCCUUUCUCUAUCACCAUGGUACAGUGGAUGGAGAUGCACCUGAGUGGAGUGUUGAUCUGCCCUGCAGGACGCGCCCGCAUUGGCUGGAGCCUGUGAUGUAUGCUUCUGAAUCUGCCCCAGAGAGUAUGUCUCCCUCUGAAGGGCUCAGUUUAGAGCCUCACAGUAUGCUGUCUGUCGCUGUUAAAAUCUCCUCCCACAACACUGAUCGCAAUGUCAAGGAGUUUCUUAUUGCCACUGGCAUGAGGGGAGUUACACUGCAGCACAGAGUGGUGCCUUCAAGUCUGGGCUGGUACGGCCAGAUAGUUGACUUUUUAAAUGUGUCAGAUGAGCCAGUGCUUGGUUAUACCCCCCCAUCAUCUGUCUCCACCCUACAUCUCCACUUGUGGAGCUGCUCCCUUGAUUACAGACCCUUAUAUUUACCUGUGAGAUCUCUGCUGACAGUGGAGACCUUCAGCAUCUCCAGCAGUGUGUCUUUAGAUCACUCAUCCUCCACUCUCAGAAUCAUUUUAGAUGAGGCUGCAUUGUUUUUGUCUGACAAGAAUGCUUUGUCUGUUAAUUUGGCUCGAGACUAUGUACAGGUGGUUGAUAUGGGAACUCUAGAAUUGAGAAUCACAGCAGUCAAACCAGGAACAGACGGCAAAAUGACAGAGCCAAGGUUUGAGCUGCGUUGCUCAAGUGAUGUUAUUCACAUUCGCACCUGCUCUGACUCCUGUGCUGCACUCAUGAACCUUAUACAGUACAUUGCCAGUUAUGGGGACCUAAUGCCCCCUUCUGGCCUGGAGCCCAAAAGCAGAAGCACUAAGCGAAGAGUGAAGACUGAGGCAGUGAGUCGGCCACCAGCUCAGACUCCUUUACUUCCUGAAGCAGAGCAGCAAAUUCUUCAGGAUCUUAUGAGUGAUGCCAUGGAAGAGACAGAUGGCCUGCAGAGCCAUACACUGCAGCAGAAUGGUGUCAAUGAACAUCACUCACGUGACCACGACCAACCCCGCUCUGAUCUCUUCCUCUUCCCUGAUGAGAGCGGGAAUCUGGGACAGGAGCCGAGUCCCACCUACCCCACCCUGCACUCCCCACUCAUCUCCCCUCCUGUCCCCUCCCUGCCCCAAGACUCUGAUGACUUCUGCAUCCUGGACACGCCUGGUUCCAGAGUAGGGGAGAAGGAUGAGGAGCCCAUGGUAAAGAAACUGACCUCUGAACCUAUCCUAGUGAAGGAUGACCACUUCAGUCUUCCUUUGGGGGGCAACAGCUCUAACAGGGGGCCACUUCACUUCCCUGUGCCUGAAGUCAGAUACCUGGUCAAAGAGAUCUCUGUUGUGUGGCACCUCUACGGAGGAAAGGACUUUGGUGGUGGAGUGCUCUCCUCCUCACCAGCUCGCAGUCGAGGGUGCACUCCUCACAGCUCUCCAUCACAGACUCCUGUAAGACAGGCCAGAAGAGGUUCUCGUGCUGGAGGAGGAUGGGGUAGAAACCCUGAUGUUCUGAUGGAGAUUCAACUCAGUAAGGUGCGGUUCCAACAUGAGGUGUAUCCUCAGAUGACUCAAGAGGUAGGAGUUUUGGUGGAGCAGCCAGUGUCCAGACAGGUGUUCUCAGUGCAGGAUCUGGAGAUACGAGACAGACUGGCCUCCUCAAUGAUGAACAAGUUCCUCUACCUGUACUCCAGUAAAGAGAUGCCCAGGAAAGCUCACUCCAACAUGUUAACCAUCAGAGCCCUGCACGUAUCUCCAGAAGCUGGACAGGCACCACAGGAGUGCUGCCUGCGUGUUUCUCUAAUGCCUAUCCGCCUGAACAUUGACCAGGAUGCUCUGUUCUUUCUAAAGAACUUCCUCAGCAGUCUGGCAGCAGAUGUCGAGCUAUUCUCCCCACCAGAGCAGGAAGCGUUCUGCGUGUCGAUGAAGAAGCCUCCUGGCCCUGAGGUUUCCUGUAGUUUUUCCAAGUUCAACAGUGGAUCGAGUCAGGACCCUGCACCCAUCAUCUCUGUGCCAACACAAACCCGCAGCAGUCCCAGCCUCAUCAACACCUGCAGCCUAGACAACACCACUGACACAGAGACUGGCUUCACAGACCAGCCCAUAUUCUUUAGAGAGUUCCGGUUCACCUCUGAGGUGCCAAUUCGAUUAGACUACCACGGAAAACACAUGGCCAUGGAGCAGGGCACAUUUGCUGGUAUUGUGAUUGGACUGACACAGCUGAACUGCUCAGAGUUAAAAUUACGCCGAUUGUGUUAUAGACAAGGAUUAUUGGGUGUUGACAAGCUCUUUGCAUAUGCCAUUAACGAGUGGCUCAAUGACAUUAAGAAGAACCAGUUGCCAGGGCUGCUGGGAGGAGUGGGGCCCAUACAUUCCCUGGUGCAGCUAGUUCAGGGUUUUAGGGAUCUCGUGUGGCUACCCAUCGAGCAGUACCGUAAGGAUGGGAGAAUAGUGCGUGGCUUCCAGCGGGGCACUGCCUCCUUUGGAACCUCCACCGCGAUGGCAGCCCUGGAGCUCACCAAUCGGAUGGUGCGAACAAUACAGGCAGCUGCUGAAACUGCUUAUGACAUGGUGUCUCCAGUGCCAGAUGAGAAAGAAUGCAAGAAGAUCAAACGGUACUCGCAUUACUGCCUAGCACAUCAGCCAGUGGAUCUCAGAGAGGGAGUCGCCAAGGCAUACAGUGUAGUGAAAGAGGGCAUAACAGACACAGCCCUGACCAUUUAUGACACUGCCACACGUGAGCAUGAACAGAGGGGCAUGACGGGCGCUGUGGGCGGAGUCCUGCGACAGCUUCCACCCGCUGUCGUUAAACCUCUUAUCGUUGCCACGGAAGCAACUUCCAAUGUGCUGGGAGGCAUGAGGAAUCAGAUCCACCCAGAUGCGCGUCAGGAAGAGUCCCAGAAAUGGCGCCUGGGGGAAGAGUGAUCAGUGCUCCGAAACUUGAUCUGGUGGCUUGCAUUAGAUCAAAAUUGAUAUUCGUACUGACCUAUCAGCCUAAAUUAUGUGUGCUGACUAUGUUUGAUUAGUGUGUUGGCGCCCAUACAGAUAAUAUGAAGCCAGUUUUUUCUGUUUGCUGCUAAUGCUUUAGUUUAAAGCAGUCUGGGUGUCAAUUACAGAAAACUAGAGGCUGCAGUAGACAAGUCUAACCCAAAUGAAUUAUUAAAGGUACAUGAGGAUUGAGUCAUCAAAAGUUCUCGAAGCUGCAUGACUAGAAAUGUGUGCUGGAGUAGAUUUAACCAGAUUGUCUCUGCUCCCACCACCAACAAAUAUCCUCGUAGUGCCUUCAUGUCAUUAAUAUCAUAUGAUCAUCAGUUUGUGAAUGAGAUGGUUAAGUGUCUUGAGAUAAACAAGAUUACUGUGCCAUGUUUUUUUUCUCUCCAUUCAAUUCUAAACCAAUGUCCAUUUAACACAAAACACAGUUCACAGUCUAAAUUCCACAACAGUUCAAAGUUGACUGUAAGAGGGAAUCUUACAACGAAAUGUCCGGGUCACAUUUCACCCUAAAUAUCAAAGAAAACAAGGAAAUUAGACGCCUAAAAAUUAAGCAUGUUUUUGUACCAUUUAAGCUUUUUGCAAUGUGACAUAAUUUACAUGACAAAUAAGGCACAAAUACUCAAUUCUUAUUACUGUAAUGUGAAAAAAUUUCAUUCUGUUUUUUUUUUUUUUAUUUAUUCACAAUUAAAAUCAGCAUACAUUAAAUUGAACACCGCAAAUGCUACCAUGAUGUAUAGUUUAAUUGCACUUUUUAAAUGUGCUUCACAAAAAAAAAGAUAUAUUCUUUUUUUCACAUUACAGUAAUUCAAAUAUGAUCUGUAAUGUCACAAUGCAAAAUAUCUUAAUAGUCCUAAAAAUGUAUUUGCUUUGAACAAAAUAUGAUUCCUUUUUUUUCUUCUUUUGAUUUUGCAAAAAUAUGAUCUGGUCAUUUCUUUACAGUUGUCAUGGAAUUCCCUCAAUAUGGCUUAGCCUGUUGCAAAUACAAUGCAAGUCAUUGCUUACACCCUCAAAAAACAUGAAAAGGAUUCAAAUCAGCCAUUUUUACAUAAUACAUAAUUUAUACUUCCUACAAUAAUCAUCUCCUUAUAAAAAAAUAAUAAUAAUAAUAUAUAUAUAUAUGUUAUUAGCUGUUUAAAUAGAAGACAGUGUAGACUCUUGUUUGUACCUGAUAAAAAUGGCUUUCAAGUAACACAAUGUUGUGUAUUGUUUCUCUUUACAGUUACUGUGUAAGAAAAUAGUCUCAAACAUGCUGAAUGUUUUACGGUUAAUAUUAACUAGCAUUUUUUACUUCAUUGAUCCCAGAAAGUUGUUUUCAGUGCUGUUGUGUCAGGACAGCAUCUGCUUGAGUGACAUUCCUAAGCAGCUGCAUUUCAGGAGUCUUGUGGAUGGUCAUUAGAUAAGGACACAAACUCAUACGUAGUUUUCCAUAUUGUUUAAAUCUCAUAUAUUAAAAAAAACACGUUUUAAUUCUCCGUUCUUCAAUGUCAAUGUACCAGACAUUUUUGUUUGUUUGUUUUAUAAAUCAAAAAUGUUUCUCCUCAUGGUAUCACGGGUGCUGUGUGAGUAAAUGUUGAUUUGAUAUUGGGAAACUGAUAAAUAACUGCAUAUUUUAGCUUUGCUGUCCAAACGCUUCCUUUUCUCAUUGAGAUGAUGCCUCUCAUUUAUUGAAUGUUUGAUUUCUUUCAAGAGGUAAUAACCUUUCUUGUACAUAGAUGUACAGGUAAUUUGCCCAAUUUGUAUGAAAGCAUGUAUUAAGAAUAGGGAAAUAAAUUAUUUAAUGU